AUGUUCGCCAUGUCAAUGGGACGACCACCCCUAGAGCUCAAUACCAUCAACGAACCAGACUUCACCGAGCAAUUUGAUCCUAUAUUUGGGUGUGCAGGGACUUUAUGGCCACUGAUGCACAAUCUAGCACACAUAAUCAGUCGCUCUCAGACAGGGCAAGACAUGACAGUGCCGGCAAAAGCACUGAAACAUAGCUUACAGACGUGGUCAAUCGAGUCUACCGGCAUAACCGAAGCCUAUUUCGAAACCCUAGUGCAGAUCGCAAACGCAUACAAAUAUUGCGGGCUACUUGCCUUGCGCAUGAUGAAUUUGGAUGCGGCUGCGACAGAUGACAAUGAAAUGUCAUCUGGAAUUGACCUCGAGCAGGAUCUGUACCAAAGCGCGUUUGGAAGCUUGCUCCGAGUUGGUGUGUUAUCGACCACGAUGGCGACCUCGGUUUGGCCCUUGUAUGUUGUUGGCAAGCUGGCCAGGUCUUCGAGUGAUCGCACAGUCAUUCUGCAUAUUUUCUCACAGUGCUCCUUGAUUCAUAAUAUGAAAGUUGUGGAAGGUGCGAAGAAUGCCGUGAUGGCAUACUGGGGAGCGGAUCAUUCGGCUGGGAUAAAUGGCGGGAAUUUGAUUCCUGUAUUGAUUGGAUGA
Messenger RNA from Penicillium nucicola, 636 nucleotides. RefSeq names its product transcription factor domain-containing protein. NCBI's taxonomy places the organism in Eukaryota, Fungi, Ascomycota, Eurotiomycetes, Eurotiales, Aspergillaceae. The transcript has a single exon. The record is from RefSeq and is a predicted model, not a curated record. The coding region runs from base 1 to 636 and encodes 211 amino acids.